Messenger RNA from Ectocarpus sp. CCAP 1310/34, 819 nucleotides. Lineage: Eukaryota; Phaeophyceae; Ectocarpales; Ectocarpaceae. The record is from the annotation of a GenBank genome assembly.
AUGGCCCUUCGGAGUGCACGGACGGACGAGGUGCAGCCAGUUGAUGCAGGAGCCGGACGAUUUCUCAAGGUGGAAGUCGGGAGGCAGAUGGACAUAUGGCUCGACCAGUCGGACAACCUCGAGAGGUGGGAAACCGCGUCGCUGACAGCUUCUGAUCGGCGCGUCCUGAUCAUCACUCAGUGGAUGGGAGCGGCCAUGGCAAGACUCAACAGCCAACAGGCGUACCGAUACCGUCUUUUCGAAAAGUGCGGGAUGGCCAUGACCGUGGACGGCUCGGGCGAUGAUCGAAUCACCUUGGAGGGUUUGGACAAGCCGUAUACCUUCGCAAACGAUGAAGACGGUAGCGACGACGAGCAAGGUUCGGAGAACGGCAACGAUGAGCCUGAGGGGCGGGCGGAGGAGGGCGAUGGAGGACGUGAGACGCUCAUGGAGGGCGUUGACUCCAGCGAUGAAGACGACGGCGACAUCUCUCAACCCCAGACCGACGAGCUAGCUCUUCUGGACGACGACGACAGCAUGGACCCACAAGACCCGGAGGAUGAGAUACAGGGAAUGGAGAUCCCGGCAGGCUUUCGUAUUCAAGAAGCUAAACCCGUUGUUCUUGACAGAUUGCUUUUGCAGCGUGGAGUGCUCGUUAGGCUGGGCAUGGGGUGCUUUGGAGGGCUGAUCACUCAACAAUCUCAGAAGGACACUCGCCACCUGUACGACUACUGUGUGCAGCUGGAGCUAGACCAGAGUACGCACAAGAUGAAGUUGCCCUUAAACAAGUACAGCGGAGAUUCGGAUGCGGCUUUAGGCUCCUGUUUUUUGUUUUCUUAA